AUGCAUCAACAGCCUAACACAAAGGACUGUGCUUCCGAGGCUAUUGGUGGAGCACACUAUGGUCCUGUUCAAGUCUACCUAGCCAAAGUCUCAGACGCUGCUUCAGCUGUUGGUUCUUCGGCAGGAUGGUUCAAGAUUUUUGCCGACACCUGGGCAAAGAAUCCUUCUGGGAGCAGUGGAGACGAUGAUUACUGGGGCACAAAAGACCUUACAACCUGCUGUGGCAGGAUGAACGUCAAGAUUCCUACCGACAUCGCACCAGGAGACUACCUUUUGCGCGCUGAGGCCCUCGCAUUGCACACGGCAGGCUCGUCAGGGGGUGCUCAAUUCUACAUGACAUGCUAUCAGAUUACCGUUACCGGCAGUGGAUCAGCUUCUCCUGCAACUGUCAAGCUACCUGGUGCUUACGCUGCUAGUGAUGCUGGCAUUCUGGUCGACAUUCACGCGAGGAUCGACCAAGAGCGCCGGUGCAGCUUGCGCGGGCUGCGAGUCAACCUGUGCCGCUACUUCGGGCCCAAGUGGCACCGCAGUCAUUCCAUCGACGACAGCUGCUCCCACAACGCUCACAACCACUUCCAAGGCAACCUCGUCUGCAACAACGACGAGUGCUUCAUCGGGAGGUGGCUCCAACUGCGCAGCGAAAUAUGCACAAUGUGGCGGCCAGGGCUGGACAGGCGCUACGUGUUGCGUGUCAGGCAGCACUUGCUCUGCUACCAACCAGGACGCUACGCCGCGCGUUACUCGGUCAACUCUUCCCAUGGUGUCGACGCACAAUUGAAGUCUUCCAUCGGUGGACCUCUUCAAUGUCAUAUUACUUCGACAAAACUGAACUUGUGGUUCGAAGAGAUGGAACGUCGAGUGAAGCUGGGUACCUUUCUCAUGCAAAUAUUUCUGCAGCCCUGA
Molecule: messenger RNA, 903 nt
Organism: Diaporthe amygdali
Lineage: Eukaryota; Fungi; Ascomycota; Sordariomycetes; Diaporthales; Diaporthaceae
Exons: 5
Coding region: 1-903 (300 amino acids)
Source: RefSeq, a predicted model, not a curated record